AUGGCGAGUUUGGAAGAUCUGAUCCCUAUAGUUAAUAAAUUACAAGAUGUUAUGUAUGAUGCUGGGAUCGAUACUUUAGAUCUACCUAUUUUAGCAGUUGUUGGUUCUCAAUCUUCUGGUAAAUCCUCCAUUUUGGAAACUUUGGUGGGUAAAGACUUUUUACCAAGGGGAACAGGUAUCGUUACUAGAAGACCUUUGGUCCUUCAACUAAAUAACAUUAGUGAAGAUUCGCCACUUAUUUAUGAAUACGAUGAGCAAGUUUCAUCUAACAAUGAUGAUAAUGAUGAUGAUAAUGAUUCAAAUGACCAAAACGAAGAAAGGGAAAUUACUUUAGAGGAGCAUUUGAGAAAGAAUAUUUCUACUUACAAGCCUGAAGUAAAAAACGAAUGGGGUGAGUUUUUGCAUAUUCCAGGGAAACGAUUUUACAAGUUUGAUGAUAUCAGAAAGGAAAUUGAAAGAGAAACCUCCAGGAUUGCUGGUAAAAAUAAGGGUAUUAGUAGAAUUCCUAUCAAUCUAAAAGUUUUUUCGCCACAUGUUUUGAACUUAACUUUGGUUGAUCUACCAGGCAUCACAAAGGUUCCCAUUGGCGAACAACCUCCAGACAUUGAAAGACAAAUCAAGAACUUAAUUCUGGAAUAUAUAGCCAAACCAAAUUGCAUAGUCUUGGCAGUUUCGCCUGCCAAUGUGGACUUGGUUAACUCCGAGUCGUUGAAAUUGGCGAGAGACGUUGAUCCUUUGGGGAAGAGAACAAUUGGUAUUGUUACAAAGUUAGAUUUGAUGGAUCCUGGCACUAAUGCAUUGGAUAUUCUAUCUGGUAAAGUUUAUCCGUUAAAGCUGGGAUUUGUUGGUGUUGUGAAUCGUUCUCAACAGGAUAUUCAGCUAAAUAAAAGUGUUGGAGAAUCUUUAAAAAGUGAACAAGAAUUUUUUGAUAGGCAUCCUGUAUAUAGAGCUAUUUCCAAUAGAUGUGGCACUCGUUAUUUGGCAAAACUUUUAAACCAAAUUUUGAUAAACCACAUUAGGGAAAAAUUGCCAGACAUCAAGGCCAGAUUGAACACUUUGAUUAGUCAAACUGAACAAGAAUUGGAGAUGUUUGGUGGUGUUGAUAUUAUUACGAGGGAAAAUCGAGCUAGUUUAGUUUUACAAUUGAUGAACAAAUUUGCCAAAAACUUUAUUGCAUCCAUUGAGGGUACAUCUUCUGAAAUCAGCACCAAAGAAUUGUGUGGUGGUGCAAGAAUCUAUUACAUUUAUAACAAUAUUUUUAGAAAAUCAUUAAACUCCAUUGAUCCUACUUCGAGUUUAUCCAUCAGAGAGAUCAGAACAGCUAUUAGAAAUUCUACCGGUCCCAGACCCUCUUUGUUUGUUCCGGAAUUAGCAUUUGAUUUACUGGUCAAGCCUCAAAUCACGCUGUUAUUAGACCCAUCACAAGUUUGUGUUGAACUAGUUUAUGAAGAAUUGACGAAGAUUUGCCACAGCUGUGGUUCCCCAGAACUAACUAGAUACCCCAAAUUGCAGGUUCGUCUGGUGGAGGUUGUUAGUGAAUUAUUACGAGAGAGGUUAGGACCUACUCGUUCGUAUGUAGAAAGUUUGAUUGACAUCCAUCGUGCCUAUAUCAACACUAAUCAUCCAAAUUUCAUUAGUGCUACAGUUGCGAUGUCUCAAAUAGUUGAAGACCGAAAAAAACAAAGACAGGCUGCUGAAAGGAAAAUUAAAGAUGAAGAUAGAAAGAGAACACAAACAGAAUCAUCUAAAAACCCUACUGGUGAACGCAGUGACAGCAUUGACAAUAAUUCCAAUGCCAGUGAUUUAGAUGAUGCGUCGGAUCCUCCACAAUUGCCCACUGCUGAUGACCAAAAGCCACCAAAGGACUCGUUUUUGAACUACUUUUUUGGCAAAGACCAACAAAAAUCGCAAACCAAUUCUAACCUGUCCAGAACAACUUUAACUGGAUACGAAGAUUAUAAUAGAAAUAGCACUUUUGGUAUGGAAAGCUUGGAUUUGAGCCUAAGAAAGGAUGAUGAUGACGGAGAAUAUCAGUUAACCGAGAGAGAGGAGUUGGAAUGUGAAUUGAUUAGAAGAUUGAUUGUUUCCUAUUUUGGCAUUAUUAGAGAAAUGAUUGAAGACCAAAUUCCAAAGGCUAUUAUGUGUUUAUUAGUUAAUUAUUCGAAGGAAAUUGUUCAAAACAGAUUAGUUACCAAAUUGUAUAAAGAUGAGUAUUUUGAUGAACUGUUGAUGGAAGAUCAAACAUUGGCUCAAGAAAGAGAAAGAUAUAUUGCUUUAUUAAAAACUUACAAGGAAGCUGCUAAUAUUAUUAGUGAUAUUUGA
Saccharomycodes ludwigii is the source of this 2322-nucleotide messenger RNA. RefSeq names its product dynamin-related GTPase DNM1 (gene DNM1). The coding region runs from base 1 to 2322 and encodes 773 amino acids. Gene Ontology annotation, biological process: peroxisome fission; mitochondrial fission. The record is from RefSeq and is a predicted model, not a curated record. Lineage: Eukaryota; Fungi; Ascomycota; Saccharomycetes; Saccharomycodales; Saccharomycodaceae. Gene Ontology annotation, molecular function: GTP binding; microtubule binding; GTPase activity. Gene Ontology annotation, cellular component: peroxisome; microtubule; mitochondrion. The transcript has a single exon.